GAUGGUGUGGGAUCUCUUCCGAGACUCGACGUUUGGCCAACUCGUGCGCCUUGCCAGCGGUGGACGUUACUUCCAGUAUCCCGAAGAGAAGGAUCACGCACUAUUGAAGAAGUAUGUCAAUGAAGAGAAAUCCGGUUAUAUGGCGCAUCAUGGGACGACGGGCCCGCCUGAGGAGGGGCAGAGAGAGGAAUUGAGUUCUACACGCGGAGUAAGAGCCAGAGAAGCGGAUAACACUGCUGGUUCUCUUUCUUCGUCCCGUACACAAUUGCCGCUGGACGAUACUUCAAGCGAGACUGGCGUCAAUGGAGCAAGCGGUGUUAAAGUUGACCCGGAAAAAGGCAAGGAUAGGACUGUGAUCGAUUGGUAUGGACCUGACGAUCCUGAGAACCCCAGAAAUUGGUCUCGCGGCAAGCGAUUCUUCGUUACGUUUGAAGUAGUGUUCCUCACCUUCAGUGUGUAUAUUGGCUCCGCCAUCUAUACUGCCGGUAUCAUGGGUGUCCAAGAACAGUUCGGUGUGAGCCAGGUGGCAGCCACCCUAGGACUGACCCUGUAUGUUGCCGGCUACGGUUUAGGGCCUAUGAUUUGGGCGCCUCUCAGCGAGAUUCCAUAUAUUGGCCGCAGUCCCAUCUACAUUGGAACACUAUUUAUCUUCGUCAUGUUUCAGAUUCCAACGGCUAUGGCAAAGAACUUUGGAAUGCUUCUUGCUUUUCGUUUCCUUACAGGCCUCUUCGGUUCUCCUGCUUUGGCUACAGGCGGGGCCACGAUCGCCGAUAUGUACCGUCCAAAAAAACAAGCGUAUGGCUUGGCAAUUUGGGGUAUAGGAGCUGUAAGCGGUCCAGUACUCGGUCCUUUGAUCGGCGGAUUUGCUGUACAAGCUGAGGGCUGGACGUGGACGAUUUGGGAACUCAUGUGGUUGAGUGGGGUGUGCUGGGUUUUCUUGGUGUUUCUCUUCCCGGAGACAAGCAGUACGAACAUCCUGUACCGCAGGACGAGAAGACUUCGAAAGCUUACUGGAAACGACAAACUGACAUGUGAACCCGAGAUGAUGGCCGAGCAAAUGACUGGAAAAGACAUUGUCACAAUGACCUUCGUCCGUCCAAUAACGCUCAACUUCACCGAACCCAUGGUAUUCCUCCUAAAUCUCUACAUUGCGCUCAUCUACGGCCUUCUAUACAUCUGGUUUGAGUCUUUCCCCAUCGUCUUUAUUGAAAUCUACGGUUUCAACCUCGGCGAAGAAGGUCUUGCCUUCCUCGGCCUCCUUGUCGGUACAAUCGUGACUAUGUGUUUCCUCUUCACAUGGCUCUACUUCCACCAGGAGAAACAGUUCAACGACAAAGGCGAGAUUGAGCCAGAGAAACGACUGAUACCCGCCAUGGUGGGCUCCUUCUUCGUGCCGAUUUGCUUGUUCUGGUUCGGAUGGUCGGCGCGCCCCUCGAUUCAUUGGAUUAUGCCUAUCGUAGGCAGUGGCUUCUUUGGGGUUGCCGCGUUCCUGCUGUUCAAUUCUGUGCUCCCGUACCUUUCUGAUGCGUACCCGAACGACGUGGCCAGCAUCUUCGCAGGAAAUGACCUGUUUCGAUCGGCGUUCGGUGCAGGGUUCCCACUCUUUGCAUCUGCCAUGUACAAAACUCUUGGCGUAGGGUGGGCAAGCAGUUUGUUGGCGUUCUUGGGUGUUGCAUUCAUCCCGAUUCCAUUCUUGCUGUAUCGGUAUGGUGCAACAUUGAGAAAGAAGAGUAAGCAUGCUAAGCAGUUCUAA
Molecule: messenger RNA, 1753 nt
Organism: Periconia digitata
Lineage: Eukaryota; Fungi; Ascomycota; Dothideomycetes; Pleosporales; Periconiaceae
Source: the annotation of a GenBank genome assembly